Messenger RNA from Engraulis encrasicolus (European anchovy), 1843 nucleotides. It is a transcript of the gene erp44, whose product is annotated as endoplasmic reticulum protein 44. NCBI's taxonomy places the organism in Eukaryota, Metazoa, Chordata, Actinopteri, Clupeiformes, Engraulidae. Gene Ontology annotation, biological process: protein folding. Gene Ontology annotation, cellular component: endoplasmic reticulum-Golgi intermediate compartment; endoplasmic reticulum membrane. The transcript has 11 exons. The coding region runs from base 93 to 1316 and encodes 407 amino acids. The record is from RefSeq and is a predicted model, not a curated record. Gene Ontology annotation, molecular function: protein disulfide isomerase activity.
UGCCUGCCCGCUGUCCACUUCCUGAAGCCGAGUAGUGGAGGGGUAUCGAGAGACUGGGAAGACUUAACAACACCAAUUAACUCCAUUAUACAAUGAAACUGACAUCAAUCAUACCCGCUCUUGAUCUCCACUACUUCACGAUAUUACUGGUGGCAGGCCUCUGUAGUCCUGUGUGGGGAGAGAUAACAAGUCUGGAUGCAGGAAACAUCGACGACAUACUCAAUAAUGCUGGAGUGUCGCUCGUUAACUUUUAUGCGGACUGGUGCCGUUUCAGUCAGAUGCUGCAUCCUAUCUUCGAAGAGGCGUCAAACGUAAUAAGGGAGGAGUAUCCGGAUAGCCGAGAUGUUGUGUUUGCUCGAGUAGACUGCGAUCAGCAUUCGGACAUUGCGCAGCGCUAUCGCAUCAGCAAGUACCCGACGCUGAAACUGUUCCGGAAUGGCAUGAUGAUGAAGCGGGAGUACCGGGGUCAAAGGUCGGUGGUUGCCAUUGCCGACUUCAUCCGGCAGCAGAAGGUCCAGCACAUUGUGGAGAUGAAGAGCCUGGAGGAACUCACCACCGUCGACAGGAGUAAACGCAACAUCAUCGGCUACUUUGAGCAGAAAGACUCGGACAACUACAGGACCUUCGAGAAGGUUGCCAACAUCCUGAGGGACGACUGCGUGUUCAUGGCUGCUUUUGGGGAGGUGUCAAAGCCUGAGCGUUUCAGUGGUGACAACGUGAUCUACAAGCCUCUGGGUGAGAACGUGCCCGACAUGGUCUUCCUGGGCUCGCUCCUCAACUUCGACCUGACGUACGCCUGGGCCCAGGACAAGUGCGUCCCGCUGGUCCGAGAGAUCACCUUUGAGAACGGAGAGGAGCUGACGGAGGAGGGCAUCCCAUUUUUGAUCCUGUUCCACUUGAAGGAGGACACACAGAGCCUGGAGAAGUUUCAGCACGAGGUUGCCAGGCAACUCAUCAGCGAGAAGGGCUCCAUUAACUUCCUGCAUGCUGACUGCGACAAGUUCCGCCAUCCUCUGCUGCACAUCCAGAAGACGCCAGCUGACUGCCCGGUCAUCGCCCUCGACAGCUUUAGACACAUGUAUGUCUUCCCAGAGUUCAGCGACCUCAAUGUUCCGGGAAAGCUGAAACAAUUUGUGCUGGACCUCCACUCAGGGAAGUUACAUAGAGAGUUCCACCACGGGCCGGAUCCCACAGAAAGCACGCCAGGCCAGGAGGAGAACAGGGAGGUGGCCAGCAAUCCCCCAGAUAGCUCCUUCCAGAAGCUGGCUCCCAGCGAAACGCGUUACACGCUCCUGAGGGACCGCGACGAGCUGUAACCCCCCACCCCCCCAAAAAAAGCCCCUGAAACAACCUACAGUACAAAGAUACCCCCCCUCUACACACACACACACACACACACACACACACACACACACACACACACACACACACACACACACACACACACACACACACACACACACACACACACACACACACACACACAGAGCAAUACAAUACAAUACAAAUACCAUUCGUACUCGCACAAAUACAACCCAAGACCCCAGAGCAGGCAGCCCUAUGCCCCUGUGACUUGGCCCCGCCCACUAAGGCACACGAGGGCGGGGCCUCCAUCACUCUGUUUUACUGUGGACGAACACAAAAGAGGAAGAAGUCUGGAAUGGCGAGCGAGCGAGGGAGGGAGAGAGAGAAGACAUUAGAAGUAUAAAAAAAAACGAAAGAAACAAAAAAAAACAAAUAGAGCAUUUUUUUUUAUUUUUGAAGCGUGUAAAUAUGUUUGUGCUCUGUUGGUCAAUCGUGUCUAAAUUAAAUACUUUUUUUCUGUUUUGCUUCCCCCCCUCCC